Messenger RNA from Malaclemys terrapin pileata, 1071 nucleotides. RefSeq names its product protein Wnt-4-like. The transcript has 6 exons. The record is from RefSeq and is a predicted model, not a curated record. NCBI's taxonomy places the organism in Eukaryota, Metazoa, Chordata, Testudines, Emydidae. Bases 1 to 1071 code for a protein of 356 amino acids. Gene Ontology annotation, cellular component: extracellular region. Gene Ontology annotation, molecular function: cytokine activity; frizzled binding. Gene Ontology annotation, biological process: cell fate commitment; canonical Wnt signaling pathway; neuron differentiation.
AUGGAGAGCACCAACGACACUAGGACGGCCCAGUCUGCAGCAUUCUGCCGAAGGUGUCUGCGGAGGGUUGCCUUAUGUCUUCGGCUGUGGUACCUGGCAAAGCAGCCCUCCCUGCGAGGGACUCUGCGAGAUUCCAGUGCCUGUGAGGGCUUGAAGGGCCUGGCGGAGGAGCAGGUGCGAAUCUGCCAGCGGCAAGUGGAAGCCAUGGACUCAGUGAAGCAUGGAGCAGAGCUGGCCAUAGAGGAGUGUCAGCACCAGUUUCACAACCGUCGAUGGAAUUGCUCCACUCUUCAGGGGCUACAGGUCUUUGGCAAGGUUGCCAUACAAGGUACACGAGAAUCUGCUUUCAUUCAUGCCAUCUCAUCAGCGGGAGUGGCGUUCGCUGUGACCCGGGCCUGCAGCCGUGGGGAGCUGGAGAAGUGUGGAUGUGAUCGCAAGAUCCGUGGAGUCAGCCCAGAAGGAUUCCAGUGGUCAGGCUGCUCUGACAACCUGUCCUAUGGUAUUGCCUUUUCUCAAGCCUUCGUGGAUAACCCUGAGCGGAGCCGUGGUGUCUCGUCCAGCCGAGCACUCAUGAACCUGCACAACAAUGAGGCUGGUAGGAAGGCCAUCCUGUCACACAUGAAGGUAGAGUGCAAGUGUCAUGGAGUGUCAGGUUCCUGCGAGGUCCGCACCUGCUGGAAGGUGAUGCCCCCAUUCCGCAAGGUGGGCAAUGUCCUGAAAGAGAAAUUUGAGGGGGCCACAGAGGUGCACCCCAAGCGGGUUGGUUCCCAAAAGCUCCUGGUGCCCAAGAGCUCCCGCUUCAAACCCUACACAGCUCAUGACCUGGUCUACUUGGUGGCCAGCCCAGACUUCUGUGACCGGGAUCCCCACAGUGGGGUCUUUGGCACCUCCGGACGCCAGUGCAACCGGACGUCCCAUGCCAUGGAUGGCUGCGAGCUCCUGUGCUGCGGGCGAGGCUUCCGCACAGCCCAGGCCGAGGUGGUGGAGAGAUGCAGCUGCAAGUUCCACUGGUGCUGUUCAGUCAAGUGCAAGCAGUGCCGCCACCUUGUGGAGGUGCACACCUGCCGGUGA